This is a messenger RNA of Funneliformis mosseae, 240 nucleotides long. Lineage: Eukaryota; Fungi; Glomeromycota; Glomeromycetes; Glomerales; Glomeraceae. The record is from the annotation of a GenBank genome assembly.
CAAGAUAAAGAUAGCGCUAAUGAAGAGUCUGAAUUCACAUCAACCUCUACUUCAAAAAGCCAUGAUGGUGAACCAAGCAAUCAUGAAUCUAGAGAUCAUGAUAGAGGUCGUGGUAGAGGCCGUGGUGAUGAACCAAGUAACUGUGAAUUUAGAGGUCAUGGUAGAGAUUGUGAUAAAGGCCGUGAUGAUGAACUAAGUAACUGUGAAUCUAGAGGUCGUGGUAAAGGUCGUGGUGGCUAA